Lotus japonicus is the source of this 959-nucleotide messenger RNA. RefSeq lists its product as uncharacterized. The record is from RefSeq and is a predicted model, not a curated record. The transcript is spliced from 6 exons. Gene Ontology annotation, cellular component: EMC complex. Gene Ontology annotation, biological process: protein folding in endoplasmic reticulum. NCBI's taxonomy places the organism in Eukaryota, Viridiplantae, Streptophyta, Magnoliopsida, Fabales, Fabaceae. The coding region runs from base 74 to 613 and encodes 179 amino acids.
UUUUUGUGUUUAUAGGUAGCAGAGGAAGAAAACACAAUCGAAUCAGAAAUCAGAAAUCAGAGAUCAGAAGACAAUGGAGAAGGGAAAGGGACCGAUGGGAUCAGCAUCAGGAAGAAGAUGGGGCGUCAGUUUCUCUGACAAUUCAACUUCUCGCGAUAUUCCCGAUCCCCCUGGUUUCUCUCGCGCUUCUCUCGAACAGGACGAUUCAUCACUCAGUCGCCAGAAGAAGGAUGCUGAAUCCAAUUGGAAAUCCCAGAAAGCUUGGGAAGUUGCACAAGCUCCUGUGAAGAAUUUGCUAAUGAUGGGGUUCAUGAUGUGGAUGGCUGGUAGUACUGUUCACUUGUUUAGCAUUGGUAUCACCUUCUCAGCUCUUUGGCAGCCCAUUAGCGCCUUACAGAGCGUCGGAAAGAUUUUUGAGCCUUACAGAGACAGUAAAGUGGAGCUUCUUGGGCCUAAGUUGUUGUUCAUUGCGAUUAAUUUGGGUGGCUUGGCAUUAGGUGUUUGGAAGCUGAACGCAAUGGGGCUUCUUCCUACACACACCUCAGAUUGGGUCUCAUCCUUAGCUCCUGCUCAGGAGGUGGAGUAUUCAGGUGGGGGUAUAAAUUUGAAUUGAUGUUCAAGUUCUUUUUCACGCCUGACUUGUCUAGGAGGAAAUUCAAGUCAAGAAGGGUAAGGAUUUGGUGCUGUUGGUCAACAAACAUGUUUUAAUGAUCACUAUGGACCACUUGGGGGCAUGGCUUGUUUCUAAUUUAUGACAAAUGUUACCAACUCUUGCAGUCAACAAGGUUGGACAGGGUUUGUAAUAGAAUCAGAGUGCUCUGAAUUAGGAUUCUAAUGCACAUGACAAUUCACUACAUCUCUUUUGUUGCAGCUUUGAUAUAAAGCAAAAUGUUUUACAAGAAUCUUCCUUAUUUAUGAAGCUUUUAUAUGCUAAAGUUGAUCACUUUUCACCCUCUACA